This is a messenger RNA of Mycena indigotica, 1128 nucleotides long. Its product is annotated as Mitogen-activated protein kinase. Gene Ontology annotation, cellular component: cytoplasm; nucleus. The transcript is spliced from 12 exons. NCBI's taxonomy places the organism in Eukaryota, Fungi, Basidiomycota, Agaricomycetes, Agaricales, Mycenaceae. Gene Ontology annotation, molecular function: MAP kinase activity; ATP binding. The record is from RefSeq and is a predicted model, not a curated record. Gene Ontology annotation, biological process: osmosensory signaling pathway; cellular response to oxidative stress; protein phosphorylation. Bases 1 to 1128 code for a protein of 375 amino acids.
AUGUCGUUUGUCAAGCUUAGCAUCUUCGGGACAUCAUUCGAGGUCACCACCCGUUAUGUCGACCUCCAGCCAGUCGGAAUGGGCGCAUUUGGGCUUGUCUGCUCGUCCAAAGAUCAGCUCACGGGGACCUCCGUAGCAAUAAAGAAGAUUAUGAAGCCUUUCAGCACACCUGUGUUGAGCAAACGGACAUAUCGAGAGUUAAAACUCCUGAAGCAUCUUCAGCACGAAAAUAUAAUCAGCCUCAGCGAUGUCUUCAUUUCACCACUUGAAGAUUUAUACUUCGUCACUGAACUGCUCGGGACGGAUCUCCAUCGCCUACUCACAUCAAGACCACUUGAGAAGCAGUUCAUCCAAUACUUCCUCUACCAGAUACUCCGAGGUCUCAAAUAUGUCCACUCUGCUGGCGUAGUUCAUCGGGACCUCAAGCCGAGCAAUAUUCUCGUCAACGAAAAUUGCGACCUGAAGAUUUGUGACUUCGGUUUGGCGCGUAUCCAAGACCCCCAGAUGACCGGCUACGUGUCGACGCGGUACUACCGCGCGCCAGAGAUCAUGCUGACUUGGCAGAAGUAUGACGUAGCUGUCGAUAUCUGGAGUACAGGUUGCAUCUUUGCCGAAAUGCUCGAGGGAAAACCUCUCUUCCCUGGCAAAGACCACGUCAACCAGUUCACAAUUAUCACUGAGCUUCUAGGCACACCGCCAGAUGAUGUCAUAGAAACGAUUGCCAGUGAAAGCACGCUUAGAUUUGUGCAAAGCCUUCCCAAGCGAGAGCCUCUGCCGUUUAGUCAGAAGAUUCGUACCGCAGAUGCAGAUGCCAUCGACCUCCUCGAGAAAAUGCUGGUUUUUGACCCUCGUAAACGAAUAGACGCGACAGAUGCACUGGCCCAUGAAUACGUCGCUCCCUAUCACGACCCUACAGACGAACCCGUUGCCUCCGAAAAAUUCGAUUGGAGCUUUAACGAUGCCGAUCUUCCUGUGGAUACCUGGAAAGUGAUGAUGUACAGCGAGAUUUUAGACUUCCAUCAAGUCAGUGAGACGACAACGUCUACGAAUAAUGGGGCAGUCCCCACCGGUGCGCUGGCGGGUCCAGAUGUUCCGGCUCCUGCUUCUGCCCCUGUGACUGCUGCUUAA